Messenger RNA from Sardina pilchardus (European sardine), 4354 nucleotides. RefSeq names its product NACHT, LRR and PYD domains-containing protein 12-like. The transcript has 10 exons. The coding region runs from base 122 to 4237 and encodes 1371 amino acids. The record is from RefSeq and is a predicted model, not a curated record. Gene Ontology annotation, biological process: intracellular signal transduction. Gene Ontology annotation, molecular function: protein binding. NCBI's taxonomy places the organism in Eukaryota, Metazoa, Chordata, Actinopteri, Clupeiformes, Clupeidae.
UGGUGGACAGCACGGUGAGAUCUAGAAGGCGUGACGUUGGCAUCAGACCUUGAUAAUCCACCACUUCAUCCUGCACACCUGAGUGUUCAAGUCUGCAGUCGACGCUUCUAACACGGCCAUUAUGGAUCAAACACCUGACAGGGUCUGUGAAUCUCAGUCUACGGUUGUGGAUCAAUCACCUGACGGGGUCUGGGAAUCUCAGUCUACGGUUGUGGAUCAAUCACCUGACGGGGUCUGUGAAUCUCAGUCUACUGUUGUGGAUCAAACAUCUGACGGGGUCUGUGAAUCUCAGUCUACUGUUGUGGAUCAAACACCUGACGGGGUCUGUGAAUCUCAGUCUACUGCUGUGGAUCAAACACCUGACGGGGUCUGUGAAUCUCAGUCUACUGUUGUGGAUCAAACACCUGACGGGGUCUGUGAAUCUCAGUCUACUGUUGUGGAUCAAACACCUGACCCACGCGUGGCUAUAGAACAUGGAUUACCCGGCUCACCCUAUACCAUAUCAAUGAACAUUGCCCCCCAGUUUACCAUACCAAUAACCACUGCACCCCAGUUACCCAGAUCAAUGACCACUGCACCCCAAUUAUCCAGAUCAAUGAUCAUUGCACCCCAGAUUAUUAACAGUUCUAUUCAGGGAGGAGUUGCCGUGAACGUUUCAGAAACCACGGACACAGCUGAAGAUGUGAGUGUCUGCAGCCUCUCAAAAGAGCUUAAGUCCAAUCUCAAAAAAAGGUUUGAGAAAAUAUUUGAAGGCAUUGCUAAAAGAGGAAACCCUAUUCUUCUGAACAAGAUUUUCACUGAUGUCUACAUCACAGAGGGUGAGAGGGAAGUUGAUAUUGAUAAGGGCGAGAACCAAUACAAGAACAGACCCUGGAAGUGGGGCCCUGAAAGAAGACACCGCAUACUGUAUUAUGAACAGGAAUGGUUAAAGAAAGAAAACUCUGGCAAAUUAAUCAAUGAGCAUGAUGUGUGGCAACUGGAGAUGGCAUCCUCAAAACAAAAUGGUCAAGAACCUGCCAUCAACUGCAAUGACAUCUUUAAGCCUCUGCAUGAUCCAAACUUGCACAUCAGAUCUGUGCUAACAAAGGGUGUGGCUGGAAUUGGAAAAACAGUCUCUGUUCAGAAAUUCAUUUUAGACUGGGCAGAAGAGAUGGCCAAUCAGGAUGUGGACAUCAUUUUUGUCCUCCCUUUCCGUGAGCUGAAUCGUUAUCAAGACAGGGAGUUGAGUCUUCAUGAGCUGCUUGAGAUCUUCCACUCUGAGAUGAAAGUUGUGACAGACAUGAGGAUGUAUGAUGAAGCCAAAAUGGUUUUCAUAUUUGAUGGUCUGGAUAAAAGUCAGUUUUCUUUCAACUUCCAGAGAAACAAGUUUGUUGCAGAUGUUGCAAAGAGAUCAUCGCUGGAUGAAGUGCUGACCAAUCUCUUCAAAGGUAACCUCCUUCCUUCUGCCCAUAUUUGGAUAACAUCACGACCAGCUGCAGUUUACCAGAUUACAUCCGAGUGUGUUGAUCGAGUAACAGAGAUACGAGGCUUCAAUGACCACCAGAAGGAGGAAUACUUCAGGAAGAGGAUGCCUGAUAAGCAACAAGCUGAUACAAUCAUUUCACAUCUCAGAACAUCAAGGAGCCUUCACACCAUGUGCCACAUUCCAAUUUUCUGUUGGAUCAUCUCAACUGUUUUGGGGGGAACCCCAAGUGGUACGAUCAUUCCACACACAUUAACAGGAAUGUACACUCGUUUCUUGCUCAUCCUAUCAAAUGUGAAGAACCGGAAGUACAGUGGGAAAGAUGAGCGGACAUCAAGGGCCUUAUCCUCGUCUGAUGUCCACAUCCUUGUCAAAAUAGGAAAACUGGCCUUUGAAAACCUGGAGAAGAGCAAACUCAUAUUCACAGAAGAAGACUUGAAAAGAUUUGGCUUGAACAUUGAGGAAGCAUCAGUCCACUCAGGACUUUUCACAGAAAUCCUGAAAAAAGAAGACCCCAUAUUUGAGGGGCAGUGGUACAGCUUUGUACACCUGAGCAUUCAGGAGUUUCUCGCUGCACUCUAUGUGUUCCUUUCAUUUGUCAGAGAGAGAGUGGACAUUAACACAACAGGUUUUGACCUUGACCUUGACCUUGACAAAAACUGGCUGAGAGAGUCAAUGGAGUAUGGUCAGAAAUCUGGAAACCAACCACUUACUCGGGAGCAAUAUCUAUCCUAUGUACUAGACGACUCAGAUGAUUCAGAUGAUGAGCCGUCAAUGGACUUUCCCUUUGAACCUUUGCAGGACUUCUCUACACUUCAUGAGUGGCACAGGGUUGCCAUGGACAAAUCCUUGAAGAGCAAGAAUGGCCAUUUGGACCUCUUUGUUAGGUUCCUCCUUGGGCUCUCUCUAGAAACCAAUUAUAGCCUACUCAAAUGCCUGUCGUUACCACCAGGGACCUUUCAAGAGGAUAACUGGAAAACCACACAGUACAUCAAAUACAUGCUUGGAGUGGAAAACCAAAGGGAAUGUCCUACUCCAGAAAGAUGCAUUAACCUGCUCCAUUGCCUCACUGAGUUGGGUGACAGUGAGUCAUUAUUCACCUCCAAACACGUUCCUGCCAAGAAACUGAGUUCAGCCCAGUGUUCUGCCUUAGCCUACAAGAUGUUGAUUUCUGAAGAUGUUUUGGAUGAGUUUGACUUGAAGAGCUACAGGGCCUCUGCAGGAGGUCGCAGAAGACUGGUCCCAUUGGUUAGAUGCUGCAGAAAAGCACUACUUGCCAAUUGCCAACUGACAAGGAAAUGCUUUGAGACAAUCUCUUCAGUCCUUCAGAGUUCUGACUCCCUCCUUAAAGAGCUGGACCUGAGCCACAACUUCCUGGUUCCACAGACACUGGAGACAUUCUGUGCUGGCCUAGCCAGUCCCCACUGCAACCUGGACUCUCUGAACCUCAACUGCAUCAACCUGAAGCAGUCAGGUUCAAUGCUGCUGAAGGCGGUAUUGCUGGGACCUCAUCGUCAGCCUAGUUCUCUGAGACUUAGCGGAUGUUACCUGGGAGACGACUGCAGUGAGGUCCUGCUCACAGCUCUUCAGUCAGAGAACUCCAGGCUGACUUUAUUGGAUCUCUCCUAUAACAGCCUGACUGAUGCUGGAGUCACACAGAUCCUGACUGGACUUGCAAGUCCAAACUGUAAACUUAACACACUGAGGUUGGGAGGCUGUGCGAUUACUAAGGUAUCCUGUGAGGUGUUGGGUUCUGUUCAGUCCUCCUCUCUCAGAGAACUGGACCUGAGUGGCAGUGGAGUAGGAGAUGAGGGCGUGAAACAGAUCUUUUCCAGAACAUCAACCCAGCUGGAAACACUGAGACUGAGGGAAUGUGGUCUAUCAGACGGUGCUUGUGAUGUGCUGGGAAAGACUCUGAGUUCCUCUGGGCUGAAGGAGCUAGAGCUGCGAGACAACGACAUCAGAGAUUCAGGAGUGAAGCUGCUGUGUGUUGACCUGGCAAAGCCAUCCUGCAUCCUGCAGUCCUUAGGGCUCUCUGGCUGUCUGAUCACAGAGGAAGGCUGCACUUAUCUGGCUUCUGCCCUCAAAACAAACCCAUCUCACCUGCAAGUGCUGGACCUCAGCUACAAUCACCCAGGGGAGUCUGGGGCGGCGAUGCUGUCAGAAGCACUGGAGGAUCCCAACUACAACUACAAGCUGGCAACGCUGAACUUACAAGAGGGUGGACUGCACAGGAUUAAUCCUAUGCUGAAGAAAUAUGCAUGUGAACUCACCCUGGAUUCAAACACGAAGGAUAGCGGUUUGUAUUUGACGGAGGACAAGAAAAGGGCAUCUAGGUCUAUCCCAGGUGGCUCAUCAGAUGAUUAUUAUUAUGUAUUAAGGAAGUGCUGGUUUGGGGUGAGCUGUACUGAAGGCCUAACAGGAGGGCGCUUCUACUGGGAGGUCGAGUGGAGGGAAGAGGUUGUGAUCGGUGUGAAGUACAAGGGGAAAGACUCCAGGUACCAGAAAGAGUCCUGGAGCCUCUACUGCAACUCACGUCGUUCCUACUAUGAGGCCAGCCACAACAACAGCUUCUUCAGGAUCGACAUGUCCGACAAAGAGUCCAGACGUGUGGGAGUAUAUCUCGACUGUCCAGCCUGCACGCUGUCCUUCUACGUGGCAGCUCCUGAUAGGCUCACACACCUUCACACUUUCCGUAGUGACUUCAGUAAGUCUUUGUAUCCUGAGUUUUAUCAGACUAGCGCACCUGAUGCAUACAUUACCAUAUUCAGGUAAAAGCUGUUCAUAGGGACAGUUUCUCUCAUAUGGGCGGUGUCUUGUCGAGGGCAACACGAGCAUGCACAAAAUAAAAAACAAGAAACAGAAUUUUUAGCUUUCAUUUGCACUAAUCAG